Molecule: messenger RNA, 2402 nt
Organism: Saccostrea echinata
Lineage: Eukaryota; Metazoa; Mollusca; Bivalvia; Ostreida; Ostreidae
Product: methylmalonic aciduria type A homolog, mitochondrial-like
Exons: 7
Coding region: 257-1519 (420 amino acids)
Cellular component (GO): cytoplasm
Molecular function (GO): GTPase activity; GTP binding
Source: RefSeq, a predicted model, not a curated record
GCCGAAGGGUUAUUAUUAUAGAAUAAAUCACGAACAAAUAUAAAUAAUAAAAGGAGUGAAUGGUAAUCGUUGUGAUAAAAAUUUGUAAAAUUCCCUUGAUUGUUUAGGAAAGACUUUGGAAGGUCAUGAGAUGCGAAAACAGUCAUUUACCCUUUGAACUGUUAAGCUGUUGAAUCUCUACCCUUGAUCAGGUGGGUCAGAAACGUGAUGUUUCGAUGAGCUUGUUGAUGUAGAUGACAGGUGUUAGAAGUGAUCCAUGAUGUUAAAAUGGAAGUAUCUUAAUAAAAAUUGGAUGCCUGCAUUGACUACCAUAAGAUGGAAACACUCUCUCACAAAUGUUAAUAGGCAUGCUUUUAGCAAAAGCUACAGAGGAAAUGAUAGAAGUAUUUCUUUAAUGUGUUUCAAAAACAGUUCAAGAAACAUAUUUAUUUCAUGUUCAUCUUUACUACAAACAGAGUCUGUGGAAAAGGGCUUGAUUUUAGAACCUGAUGAAUAUGUUCAAAACAUUUUCAAAGGACUGAAAAGUCAGAAUAGGGGGAGUUUAGCAAGAGCAAUAACUCUUAUAGAGACUAGCAACCCAAGGAAGAAGGUUCAAGCCAAAGCAUUACUGAACCUAACUUUACAUGAUCAGAAGAUGGUUGCUGUUCAUUCAAUGAAAGGUCCACCAACUUUCAGAAUAGGACUCUCUGGACCACCUGGGGCUGGGAAGAGCACAUUUAUUGAAACAUUUGGAAAGUUUCUCACAGAGAGGGAUCACAGAGUUGCUGUUUUAGCCGUUGAUCCCUCCUCAUCACGUAGUGGGGGUUCUCUGCUUGGUGACAAAACAAGGAUGCCUGAACUUUCAAAAGAUAUGAACGCUUAUAUUCGAGCCUCUCCAUCCAGAGGAACCCUGGGAGGUGUUACCAGGACAACUAAUGAAGCUAUACUGGUUUGUGAGGCAGCAGGAUAUGACAUCAUCCUGAUUGAAACAAUAGGUGUUGGACAGACAGAGUUUGUUGUAGCUGAUAUGGUGGAUAUGUUCUGUUUAUUAAUUCCCCCUGCAGGUGGGGAUGAACUGCAAGGUAUAAAGAAGGGCAUUGUGGAAGUAGCUGACCUUGUGGUGGUCAACAAGUGUGAUGGUGACCUGGUCAAUGCUGCACGCAAUAUUCAGAGUGAAUACAUGAGUGCCUUGAAGUUUAUCAGGAAGGUUAAUCUGAACUGGAGUCCAGAGGUUUUAAGAAUAUCGUCAUUAACUAAAGAGGGAAUUCCAGCUCUGUGGGACAAAAUGUGUGAAUUCAGACAGAUAGUUUCAGGUACAGGUGACUUGGACAGAAAGCGAGCUGAUCAGAAGAAAAUUUGGAUGUGGAAUUACAUCCGAGACAAUAUUAUGGACUUGUUCCGCUCCCACCCUGUGGUCAAGGAGAAGAUUGCCCUGAUGGAGGAGAGAGUAUCACAUGGUGUCCUCACCCCUGGGGAUGCAGCAGACUUGUUAAUGAAGGACUUUAUAAAAGAAUAUGUUGUGGAAGAUACAGCUUCAUAAGUUUUAAAAUUUUUUCCUGAUUUUUGCCUUGAAAAUUUAUUUGAUAAUCCCUGGUCAAGCAUGUGUGUGUAUAUCUGAAGUGUGAAUCAUUAUCAAGCUUAUCAAAUAUGCUGAUUUUUGCUUCCCAUUUAAACGUUUUCAUUGAAAAUGGUGAAUAUAAAUUUGGUUCUGUCUGUCACUCUGUGUGUAAUGCUUUAGAUACCAGAUAAUAUCGCAAAAAGUCCUUGAGCUUUUGCAGUGAAAUAUUAUCUUGAGACUUCAGAUGACUUAAAGAAGACCACUAUUGAAUUUGAGGUCAAAAGUCAAGGUCAGAAAUUAAUAUAUUGUAAAAAAUGGUUUCCAGAUGAUAACUUAAGUAUUAUUUGAGCUUUUGCCAUGAAAUGUAAUUUUCAUGAUAUGUAAUUUUUAUGAAGAAAAUGUUCCUUGCAUAUUACUAAUUAUUUUGGAUAAAAUAUUCUGAAGAUAUGUAAGAAAAAGAUAUAUCAUAAACACUCAUAUUUGUGAUCAUGAAGCCAGUUGAGGUGGCAUAUAGAGGAUGUUGCUAAAAACGUGGAACGGAACAAAAACGGAAAAUCUUACAUCAGGUAACAAAUAUAGUCAUAAAUCAUGUUUGUGAUAUGACUGUUAACUAAAAUGGACCUAAAAUAUUUCUCAGAAAGAAAUGUGUCAUAAAAGUGUAUUUUUAAGGCAUAGUGGGUCUUUGCUCCAUGUUUUUGUACUUGAAUACAACCUUUCCAAAAAAGAAAAUUUGUGUUUUUGUCCUCUUUGGUAUAUUUAUGCUCUUUCAUAGACAAAUAAUUUCAAUCUUUUUGAGAUUGUUGCGAUUUAUGGAGACUUCACAUAAAGUAUACGUUGAUAUUUAAUAAAAUUUUGUUAUAAUUAA